GCCAUAUCAUGUGAUGUCAUCGACAGUCUUUUUUCUUUUAUAAGUACUGCGUAUAAAACUUUUUUUUUGCCUUCUAUGAAAUCCUAGUUCAUCAAGAUUUCGGUGUUAAGCACCCGCCAACUAUGUAUUUCACACACUAACUCCUCCCUAAUUCAUUUGUUUACAUGUGUAGAGUUUUAAUUUCAGCGCGAAGAUCUCUGGGCCGGUGGUAGGGUGGCUUGCAAGUCCUCCACUACCAUCAUCCACUCUUGCGCGGUGUAUUGUGGGCAGUCCUCGGUCCUCCGGGUCCAGUCUCCUGCACCCCAUCAGAAAAAAAUGGCUGCCUCGGCGGCAUCGGCGGGUUCUUGCCCCGAUUAUUGCCCCAGCUUCGCCGUGGUCUGCUCGUUCCUGGAGCGCUACGGCGCGCUGCUGGAUCUACCGGAGCUCACAUUCCCGCAGCUGGAGAGAGCGUUUCGGGAAACCACGACCGUUCCAAAAGCCCUUGUGGAGCUUCACUUAAAAUUAAUGAGGAAAAUCGGCAAGUCUGUUUCAGCUGACAGAUGGGAAAAGUACCUUGUCAAGAUGUGUCAGGACUUCAACAGCACCUGGGCCUGGGAGCUGGAGAAGAAGGGUUACCAGGAGAUGACUGUGGAGUGUAAAGUGGGCAUCCUCAAGUACCUGUGUGAGUGUCAGUUCGAUGACAACCUCAAGUUUAAGAACGUGAUCAACGAGGAGGACCCCGAGGCGAUGCGCCUGCAGCCGAUCGGGCGGGAUAAGGACGGCCUGAUGUACUGGUACCAGCUCGACCAGGACCACAACGUGCGAGUCUAUGUGGAGGAGCAAGACGACCAGGAAGGGACCUCCUGGAAGUGCAUCGUCAGAACCCGUAAUGAUUUGGCAGAGACUGUGGAACUCCUGAAGGCUCAGAUCGACCCGGCUCUGCUCACCAAAUCAGUGCAGCUGGAGGGCUCCUCUAGCGCCAGCCCCUCUCCUGAUGACGAGGAGAACAAGGAGGGUGCAGAGCUGCUACCUGAUGGUGAAUCCCCAGACAAGAAGGUUGAGAAAAUGGAGGAAGAUUCGAAAGAACCAGAAAGCAAGCCUGCAACUGAGUCUGCUGCUCUGUCUCUUGCUCCUCCUAAAAGCGAAAGUGAAGAUAAGGAGUCCUCUAUGGCUGAAAAUGAAGAGAGGAAACCCAACAUAAAGGAGGAGCCCAAGGAAAUCAACAAGGAUUCUGUAGAAAAGAAAGAAGAGAAGGAGCAGACGCCAGUUAAAUCGGAGGAAAAGCCCAUUAUAGACAACAAAGUCAGAACCAUCACGGCAGUGAUAAACGAAGAACCAAAAGCUCCUGAAAAUGUCAAAAGCUCUGACCAAAAUGUGACUGCCCCUAUACCAGAUAAGCAGGAAGUAUCCAUAAAGAUGGAACCCUCAGAGGAGAUUAAGCAGAAGUCCUCUGAAGAAGUGGAGCGAGCCCUGAAGAAUGACCAGCAGGCCAUCGAACCCUCAGAGGAGGUUAAGGAGAAGUCCUCUGAAGAAGUGGAGCGAGCCCUGAAGAAUGACCAGCAGGCCAAGAUCCCUCUGAAGAAGCGGGAGAUCAAGCUGACAGAGGAUUUCGACAAUGGUGGGAAGAUCGCCCGCAAUCCAUCAGUAACCCCUACCAAGGAUCUGCUGAGGGAGGAGGGAAAGACUGAAGAGGAAGUCCACCGACCGGCUUCUGCCUCAGAGAAAAAGGCAGGAGAAGAGCUUGUUAAUGGAGAAGUCUCUGCAGCUAAGGAACCCAACAAUUGCAGAACUCAAGAAGAGCCGAUGGACACAGGGCAUCCUCCGGAGAAGAAAAGCCAAGAGGAAAGCCAACAGGACAAAAUGGCAGCGGGAGAAGGAGUGAAGGAAGAGAACGGUUUGACUGUGUCCCAAAGGAAGGUCUCCAGGGACCCACCUGAGGUUCAAGGAAAGAAUGAGAAGAAACCUGACCAGCCCAAGAAAGGAGGUGUCUUGGAGAAAGCAGAGGAAGCUGUUUCCGCUGCAAAGGUUUCAUCAACUCUUGAAGACUGCUGUAAACAAGAAGAAACCUCAGAGGAACCAGUGGAAGCAUGCAAGACUUCCACAGCAAAGUCUGACCCUGUGGAGAAACCUGUGAUGUCCUCAAAGGAAAAGAAAGAAGCAUCCACUAAACUGUUAAAAGAAGGAGUUGAAGAACCUGUGAAAGACGCCACAUUGCACUCUCCAGAGGACUGUAGUCCCACAGAGAAAGAACUUCCCUCCGAUGACAAGGAAAAUAAUAAAGAGGGUGCUGAUGAGAAGACAGAUUGCAGUCCUGAGGAAAUGGAUGUCAGUCCUGAUAAGACGUCUAUCACCAGGACUCCUAUGGAGGAGAAGACAAAUAAAGAGGACACAGAGGAGAAACCUGAAAAUGCAGAUGCUCAGAAGAGCAAGGAAAGCGAACCACAACAGGGGGCAGACGAUAGCAAACAGGACAUAGAAGCCAUGGCAGAGGUUGGAAAUGACCCAGAAGAAAACCUCAACAAGGCUGAGGGUAUAGCUGACAGUGAGGUCUCGUCGGAGAUCCAGACGGGAGGUAUCAGACUGAAGAUCAGGAUCCCGGCUGGUAAGAGGAGGCAGGUCACCCCCCACAAAGAAGGGCAGGAUUCUGAGAUUUCACACCGGAGGUCCCUGAGGAGGUCGCCUCGGAUAUGCAGGCCCACAGCCAAGGCAGCGGAAAUCCGGGACAAGAAGACCGAGAAGAAGCAGGUGGUGGAAGAGGAUGAGGAAGAUGAGGAAGAUGAGGAAGAAAUGGAGAAACCUGCUUCACAAAGGAAAGAGAAAGAGACCACAAAGAAAGCAGAACCCGAGGCACAGUCCAGGGUAAACAAGGGUAAAUCGCGACGGCAGCGGCGUGCAAGGUGGACAAUCUCUCGGUCACGGUGGCGCAAGCAGAAGGGCUCGAGCAAGGAAGAGGAGGAGAGCAACGACGAUGACAGCGAUGAAGACUACAAGGUUGAGAAGGACAGAGACCGAGAUGAGGAGGAUUCGGGGGAGGAAGAGACAGAAGCAGCCAAUGACGACCCAUGCAAGCGCUGCGGCCUCCCCAACCACCCUGAGCUGAUUCUCCUGUGCGACUCUUGCGACAGUGGCUAUCACACAGCUUGUUUACGUCCCCCAUUGAUGAUCAUUCCCGAUGGAGAAUGGUUCUGUCCUCCUUGUCAACAUAAACUCUUGUGUGAGAAGCUGGAAGAACAGUUGCUGAACUUGGAUGUAAAUUUGAAAAAGAGGGAACGUGCGGAGAGAAGACGAGAACGCUUGGUGUACGUUGGUAUCAGCGUUGAAAACAUCAUCCCUGCUUCUGUAAGUAGUAUGGACUUGGAUACUAAUGGUGCUAAGGAGCCAGAUACGGAAGAAGGGAAGGAAGAAAAGAAGGAAUCGAAAAAGUGUAAGAAUUUGGAAAGGAGGUCUACAAGAGCAAGGAAAUCUAUAAGCUACAGGUUUGAUGAUUUUGAUGAGGCAAUCGAUGAAGCAAUAGAGGAAGAUAUCAAAGAGGCAGAGGGUGGAGUACAUGCUUGUUCCCCUGACUCAGGUGCAGGCCGAGGGAAGGACAUGGCAAACAUCACGGGGCACCGGGGGAAGGACAUCUCCACCAUCCUGCAGGAGGAGGGCAAGGAGAAUCGGCGGCCGCCGAGAGCGACAGCCGUCCACAGGAGGAAACGCAGGCGCCUCAACGACCUGGACUGCGACAGCACUGCGGACGAAGAUGAGAGCGAAGACGAGUUCAGAGUCAGCGACAGCACGGAGGAGGAGGAGUUUGUUGUGUCGGAAGAGGAGGAUGUGGACAGCGACGGGGACCCAGGCUCCAAUGACAGUGACUUUGGGCUGCGCACUCGGAAGACUGCGCGGCAGAGGCGUGUCAAGCCCAAGAAGCAGAGCACAAGGCCGCAACGGAGGCGAGGCCGGAGAGAGUACUCCGACGAUGAUGAAGAGGAGGAGACUGAGGAGGAGGAGGAGGAGGAGGAAGAGAUGGAAACGGAGCGUUCGAGUGACUACAGCGAUGAUGACCUGGACAUGCGCAGGCGGCGGUCGCGGAGGAGCCUGAAGAAGGAGGUGAACUACUGCGAGACCUCCGAGAGCGAAGGGUCACGGAAGGGCAGACUCACGGAGAAGCACAGACCUCACCGACGCAUGCUCUCCAGCUCUGACAGCGAAGCGAGUUCCCAUACCAAAGACUCGGAGGAAGAGGAGGAGAGGAAAAGGAAAAAGGAAGACUCCUCUGAGGACGACUCGCAUCGGCGGCGACGGCUGAAGCUGAAACGGAGGAAAGCUUCUGAAGAGGAGGAUGAAGAUGAUGAUGAUGACGAGGAAGAAGAGCAGCGCCCUGUCCGCAAGAGGCUAAACCGCAUCGAGACUGACGAGGAGGACGAGCAAGAAGAGGUCGGGGAGGAGGAUAAAGAGGGUCCUCAGAAGAAGAAGGAAGAGGAGGCAACAACUAGGAAGCCACCUUGUCUGUCUGAGAAGACUAAGAAACCCAACAAAAUAGCCAGCAGCGACGACGAGGAAGACACUGUCAGCAAAGGGGAGAGCCCUUUGGACCUUAACCUGGAGGACCUGCCCUCCACUAACGGACAAAGCCUUGGGAAGGGCCUGGAGAGUUUAAUCACAAAGCCCGGUGCUGGAGUAGCUGCUGGUGUGGAUUGUGGCGGGGCUCCCAAGAGCAGUGGUGCCACUGCCACAGCCCUCCGUGUAACAAGUCUGGCACCGAACGGCACCGCUGGGCAGGAGGGUCCCCCACAGGAAGAGGAUGAAGACGACCUUUUGGGUGUGACUGACCUUGUAGAUUACGUUUGUAAUAGCGAACAGUUGUAAGAAAAAAUAUAUAUAUAUUUUUUUUUUUCACCUCCCUUAGUACAAGUUUAGGGGCUAAUUUAUUCCAUAGUAGCUGUUGAUUCCAAAAAGAGGCAAAGGAAAGCAUAACGUGGGGGAGGUGGGUGUGCUUUUUCCAUUGCUCUACACAUAUAUCUAAAGACUUCUCAUUUCCUUUGCCUGUGUCCUUCCUCUCUUCAUGGGGAAAGAUCGAUUUUUUAAAAAGUUAUUCUGGAGGUAAAUUUUAUGAUGUAGAUUCCCAUUGUUGUACUCUCUCUCUCUCUCUCUCUCUCUCUCUCUCUCUCUCUCUCUCUCUCUCUCUCUCUCUCCUAUUUGUCAGUCCAUGUAUCACCUAAAAAAGUUUUUUUUUUCCACAGUCAGAGGAUUUGUAUAUUUUCUAAGAAAAGUAUAUAUUUGGCACUAAUGUGUUAAAAAAAGAAAAAAAAGAAACAAAAGCAUCAAAACGCAUUCCAUACACGCCAGGACUUGGAAUUUUAAUGAAGUGUCUAUUGAUGUUUUAUGUUUAAAAUGUUCAUUUGCUUUUUGGUUCCAGAGUUUUGUAACAUGGAAUGGAAAUAAGUGUGUGUUUUUUAUUUUAAAUUUUAUUUCUCUCAUUUAAAAAAAAAAAAAAAAACAUUUUCUAAAACAUUUUGGUCAGUUGCUACCAAGACAGUUUUGGUGUGGUCUGCAUAACUGAAGAGAUGUAUUCAGUACAAGACUGAUGAUUCGAAAUGCCUCCUGUAAAAGUGUGCAGUUUGUAAAUAGGGUUGCUAAGUACACAAAUAGCUUAUUUCAUAAAAAAGUAAUUCCAGUCGGCACCGCUUUAUCGGGACGCCUCAAGAUAAGUAAAAAUAUCCUGAAUAAGCAACUGUUCCAGUUAGAGAGGCAUUUGAGAUGACCUUAGUCACACUUUUUUUGUUUCUAAAUGAAAAGAAAAAUGAAAUCACAUCACAGUAUGAUUAAUUCUGAUGAGCUACUUUUAUAUAGUAAGAUACAACAGUGUUUAAUGAAGGACUGUUUCAUUAUAAGGCAUACAUCUUAAAGAUGUAUAGCUUUAAACACUCCAUCAUAAGAUCUUGAUACAAAAAGAUUCAAACGUUAUUGCAAACAAAGUACAAAUGUAAAGGCAUGGCUAAACCAUUAUAAUGGCACUUGACACCUUUUUAAACUUUCAUUUGGUUUGUUCUUUUCAGCUGAACCUAAAUGGGUUCUUACAAGUUUUCUAUUAAGAAACAACUUUGUUUGAAGGGAUAUUUAAAAAAGAAAAAGAAAAUGGUCCAAUUUGGUAUUUUUUCAGUUUUUUUUAAAAAAGAUAUUUAUUUGAUUCUUGUGAGUCAUGCCAUCGAGUGGUUGGCAAACCCAUUUAGAAAAACGGUUUUGGGAGUUAUCACAAGAUGAUGCGUGUCUUAGAUCCUUUGCAAAAAUGUGUAUUAUUUUUAUAACUCCCUUUAUUAAAUACUUUGCAGAAUUUCAUGUUCAUAGCAGAAGGAUUUCUUUUGACAAAAAUCUCUACUGUGAUGUUGUGGCAGGAUUAAAAUGUGCCUGGUACAUAGUUGAGUAUGUACAGUUACUUAAUGGUUUUAAUAACUUGAGUCUAAUCUUACAACAAAUGUAGUUUACGCACUCAUCUUGGAGGAUCAUUAGGGAUUUAAUCCUUUGAGCUCCAAGAUAUUGCUUAAAACCUUGAUGGUGUUUUGUAUGUGUAUUUUUAAAUAUAAAUACAUACAUUGACAGAAGACAAGGCCCUGAUAGCUGUCUACUUAAUCGUGUAUAUAUUUGUAGCUUACAACUAACAUGUUUUAGAAGCUUUUUAAAACAAAUCCAAAAAGAUAUAAAUCAGUUAUUUUAUAAUUGCUGCUGCUUUUAUAUUUUUCUUUUGUAGUAAGUUGUGAUUCUUCGCACAAUUUGUGUAAUGUAAAGUAUUGGAACGUUCAAAGUCAUACUGUUAUCUGUAGAGCUGGGUUGAAACUACCCAUCCCGGCUUUCUCAUUUUAAUACACAAUGUAUUCCACAGUUACCUUCCACUUUUGGUACUGCACUGCAGACAGGAGUAAAUCCAAAGCUGUAAAGAAGAUUUUAAACAUGACUACAAUUACUUUAGGGCCUAACAUGUGCUUGGCCUGUAUACAAUCUGCUUUUAAUAGUGUUUUAGGGUCAACAUCUCCUUGGGCUGCUUCAGAACAUCAAGGGUAUUUCAUGGUCAUCUUGUCGAAUACAUUUCUUCAGUACAUUUUUUUUUUUUUUUUUUAAAUACUGGGGUUUUCUUCAACAAAUUCUAAAUUUUUCGUCCACAUUUCAGGUUGAGAACCACAUUUUAUAGGUCACAAAAAGAGCAGUCCAUUUUUUAACGAAAUGCCCCCAAAAUGUAAGACUUUGACGUUACUAAUAAAAAUAAAUAACAAAUAAAAGAAAUGUGUAAAAUAAAAUAACUUAUGUUGUCAUAUCUUCUUUUAUUGCCACACUUAAAGACUAACAUUAGUUUAUAUACAGUAGUACUGUAACAAGAUUUUUCAAUACAUGUCCUGCAUUAAAAAAGCAAGGAUUACAUUUGUUUUAAUAACAAAUGUUGACGUAGUAAUUCUAAGGAUUUUCAUUUGUUCACCUGUAAAGUGUGCCCUCCUCCCUCUGUUUUGGCUUUCCACGUUGUUGAGAUCACUUAAAGCCUUUGUUAUUGUUGGAGUUGCCUUCCAUUGGAACAUACUGAUAUUGUAUUUAAAUUGAUACAGCAUAUUUUGAGAGGGUCUACAAGCAUUUACAUGCAGCUUAUAAAACGUUGUGUACUUUAUUUUUGUACUUACUCCACCAAAUGUUUUUUAAUGUCACCUUGUGUGCUCAAAGGGUUGAAACAAAAUUGUGUCACUGUUUUAAUUCUGGGAUUAGUGUAAAUCUAAAGAAAUUACAAAUCAGAAAAAGUUAGUGCCAACGUUUUUGUUAAGUAAGUGUUAAAUGUUGUCUGAUAAACAGGUCCUGAACAGACUGUAAUGUGCUAGGCCUCAAGCAGUGCAGUUUAGCUGUAGGCCGUGUGUCUGUGUAACACUUUUUUUUUCUUUCUUUCAGAACGUUUUGUUAAAACCUGCUGUAAUUUCUUUCAUAUAAAUAAAAAAACUUGUACAUUUGUCAUAAAAGGUUAAAACCUACCUUAACAA
Molecule: messenger RNA, 7970 nt
Organism: Acipenser ruthenus (sterlet)
Lineage: Eukaryota; Metazoa; Chordata; Actinopteri; Acipenseriformes; Acipenseridae
Product: remodeling and spacing factor 1
Exons: 16
Coding region: 316-4827 (1503 amino acids)
Biological process (GO): regulation of DNA-templated transcription
Cellular component (GO): RSF complex
Source: RefSeq, a predicted model, not a curated record